Monopterus albus (swamp eel) is the source of this 1223-nucleotide messenger RNA. RefSeq names its product mediator complex subunit 10 (gene med10). The coding region runs from base 198 to 602 and encodes 134 amino acids. Lineage: Eukaryota; Metazoa; Chordata; Actinopteri; Synbranchiformes; Synbranchidae. Gene Ontology annotation, molecular function: transcription coregulator activity. The transcript is spliced from 4 exons. Gene Ontology annotation, biological process: regulation of transcription by RNA polymerase II. The record is from RefSeq and is a predicted model, not a curated record. Gene Ontology annotation, cellular component: mediator complex.
UAGUCUGUCAUUGGCUGUUACCUAGGUAGUAGAUCAGUACCCACACCGAUUGGUUAUUUUGGUGCCGUAAAGUGUGUCGACGUAGUGGCUGCUGUAUUAUCAGUAGCUAACAGUAAACAGCUAAUAUUUGUAAAAAGGAUUAUCCUAAACUGAGACAUUUCUGUUUGUUUUUGGUGGUAUAUUAACAGUUAAUUGACAUGGCUGAAAAAUUUGAUAACUUGGAGGAGCAUCUGGAGAAAUUUAUCGAGAAUAUUCGACAGCUGGGAAUCAUAGUCAGCGACUUCCAGCCUAGCAGCCAGGCAGGACUCAACCAAAAACUAAAUUUUAUGAUAUCUGGUCUGCAAGACAUCGAGAAGUGCCGUCAACAGCUUCAUGAGAUCAACGUACCGCUGGAGGUCUUUGAGUACAUUGACCAAGGUCGUAACCCCCAGCUGUACACUAAGGAAUGUCUGGAGAGAGCCUUGGCGAGGAACGAACAGGUCAAAGGGAAGAUUGACACCAUGAUGAAAUUCAAAAGCCUUUUAAUCUCUGAGCUCAGCAAAGUUUUUCCAGAGGAGAUGGCUAAGUACAAGGCUAUACAUGGAGAAGAUGCCCCCUCCUAGUGACUCCAACACCAUGACCCCUGACCCUCAAACUGUGACCCUUGAAGUGAAGGCCUGAAAGGAGUUACCCAGUUAUUAGUUUUCAUAAAUAUUGUGAUGCUGUUGCUGACCACUAUCCUGAGGCUGAAGACUUUCGCAGCCAAUCUCUUGCUUCUUGUAAAGUAAAAUGUCAUUUAAAGGGAUACAAAGCGACAGCAAUCAUAUAGGGUUUAAAGGAGAAAUGGUUUUCUGCACUGGGUUGUUUUGCUGCCAUGGGACACAUUUGUUUUUAAGGUCCCUGCUGAUGCAUGGACACUGAAUUGCAGCAUAGUAUUUCUACAAGUACCAACUGUACAGACAGUCUACUCUGCAUGAAAGAAUUUUCUCCAUUAACUGUACAUGCAGUCAGUUCUACUCUUAUGCUUUACCUUUUGUAACACUUCCUAAUCAUUGUGCAACGUACAUUUGUACCGCAGUUCAUAUUUUAUACCAAGCUCAGGGUUCUAAUGGCCAUAACUGGAUGCAAAUGUCAUUCAGUAAUUCUGUGCCUGAUCACUUGACAUGUUGAUAAAUGAGUCAGUUCUUUAGUUGUAAUUUCUUUGUAUUAUAAGUUUUGUUAAUAAAUGAUCCUUUUUGGACUGA